This is a messenger RNA of Coniophora puteana RWD-64-598 SS2, 2487 nucleotides long. RefSeq names its product Zn-dependent exopeptidase. The record is from RefSeq and is a predicted model, not a curated record. Bases 1 to 2487 code for a protein of 828 amino acids. The transcript has 14 exons. Lineage: Eukaryota; Fungi; Basidiomycota; Agaricomycetes; Boletales; Coniophoraceae. Gene Ontology annotation, molecular function: carboxypeptidase activity.
AUGGAGGACAAGUACGCUACUGUGUCUCUCGACCCGAAGUCGAUCUCUGUAAUUCCGACGCCUGUGACGUCCCGUCGCCUGAGGAAAUCACCGAGACGCUUGUUAGCUAUGAGCGCCGCUGCGGUGAUUGUCGUGCUGUUCGUCGCAUCUCACUGCUGCCGCGGAACGCAGUUACACCAUCACUUGGGAGCGUUCGGCAUAGCACAAAGCACAAUUUCCAGACCUGUCCAUGGCUACGGGCACCCCCUGAGAGGUAAGGCGGCGGAAGAACUUCUCUUGUCUAUCCCCUCCGAGGCAAACGCCAUCCUCUCUUCACGCAAAUAUGCUGGCCAGCCCCACAUGGCAGGCACCCCCGGUGAUCUUUUCACUGCCAAGUCCUUCCUGAGUCUCCUUCAGACUGAGUUUGGCGUCGAUACCUCUUCUGGUGCGGAGCCUAUCUAUGCGGCUGGUUCGCCGGAGUCGCAGAACGCAACGCGGGGCAUCUCCAAGCGCAACACGCCCAGCGCAUGGAUUGAUACGUACUACCCCGUGCUGAACGCGCCGCUUGACCGGUCUCUCGAGAUCGUGGGCGAGGAUGGGGAGACCAUAUGGAAGGCGGAGCUGGAGGAAGUGGCGAGCGAUGUAGAUCCGUAUGCGAGCAAGUAUGCAGAGGCCGUACCGACGUGGCACGGGAUUAGCAAGGGAGGUGUUGCAGAGGGAAAGCUAGUAUACGCGCACUACGGAAGGAAACAGGACUAUGACGCGUUGGAGGAGGCUGGCGUGGACUUCAGUGGCAAAAUUGUCAUUGCUCGCUAUGGUGGUAACUUCCGCGGAUUGAAGGUCAAGCGUGCUCAAGAGCUUGGAGCAGCCGCGGUACUCAUCUACUCCGAUUUGCGAGAUGAUGGUACCGUGACAGUUGAAAACGGCUACAUUCCGUAUCCGCUUGGGCCUGCUCGCAACCCGACAUCGGUCCAGCGUGGAUCGGUGCAGUUCUUGUCGCUAUACCCCGGCGACCCUUCCACGCCUGGUUAUCCGUCGUACGAGAAUGCGACUCGUGGCGAAAGUCCGAGCAAGCCGACUAUCCCCAGUUUGCCAAUCUCAUGGGCUAACGCGGAGGUGUUGCUGGAGGAGGCCAAGCUUGGCGACGAAGGACGCACGAUUCGUCUGGUGAAUAAUGUUGACGAAAAGGUGACCCCCAUCUGGAACACUAUGGGAGUCAUUCCAGGCCACAUCAAAGAUGAAGUUGUCAUCCUUGGCGGUCAUCGUGACGCUUGGGUUCUUGGAGCUACUGACCCCUCUUCUGGUACGGUCUCUACUGUUGAGGUGGUGCGAGCGUUAGGCGCCUUGAUCAAGAAAGGCUGGCAACCUCUCAGGACUAUAGUUAUUGCAAGCUGGGAUGCGGAAGAGUACGGUCUGAUAGGAAGCACAGAGUACGGCGAAGAUUUUGAGGACUGGAUCAAUGAGCACGUAGUAGCGUACAUAAACAUUGAUUCUUCUACAUCUGGAUCGAAGCUUCGCUCGUCAGCGUCCCCGCUACUUGCGCACCUUCUGCGUGACACUGCAGAGCAGAUCCCUCACCCUACUGCACUGAACCGCACUUUGUGGGAUGCACGUUUGGACAAUGGCGAACUGUAUGGUGGCCAGGUUGACGCUGAAGUAGUGGAUAUGCACGAAGCCGACCUGUUGGCGCAGGACAGCAUUGGCGUCACGCCAUUGGGCUCCGGCAGUGACUACACCCUCUUUUUGCAACAUAUCGGAAUUCCUAGCACGGAUGGAGGUUUCAAGUCAACUUUGCAUGAUCCUGUUUAUCACUAUCACUCUGUCUUCGACUCUGAGACGUGGCAAGAGUUAUAUGGCGACCCAGGAUUCCAUCGCCAUAUAGCGGUUGCUAAGCAUCUUGGUCUACAACUUCUGCGGCUGAGUGGUGAUUGGAUCCUGCCUUUCAAUACCACACACUACUCGUACGAGCUAGAAGUGCAGGUCGAGCGGGUCGAAGCUAUUGCAUCGAACCUCGCUCCUGAAUUAGACUUUUCGUCUUUGGAAGAAUCCGUCCGAAAAAUGCAAGCUGCCAGCAUAGCCCUUGACGUUGAGAGAACGGAGGCUGAGCACCAGCUCCAAACAGCUAUCAUCCACUAUUAUCACCGACACUACAUUAGUGAUCGUGUCCGUAAGGCAAUCUGCAAGAUCAAGAAAGCUCUAGGCAAGGAGUGUGACGCAACUAGCGGUCGCUCUAGCCGCAAGCUUGUUGAGGCAAUCGAGCGUAUCCAGGAGGUGAAUCACAAGCUGAUAGCUUUCGAGAGAGGAUUCAUCUCGAAAGAUGGCUUAAAAGACCGUGAAUGGUAUAAGCAUCUUGGUGUUGCUCCCGGUAGAUGGCUAGGAUAUGGUGCAACGACUCUACCCGGACUGACGGAGGCUUUGACCCUCGACAAUGACAUUGAAGCUGCUGCUUAUGAGAUACGACGGUUGGCAGAGGCUCUUCACUCCAUCGCUGGAAUGCUGCAAAUCUAA